AUGGCCACUAAUUUAUUGGCCACUCGUGGUGCCUUUGAAGCUAUGAGUGAUCAGUUCAAUCAAAUGACACAAUUACCAACCAAUCAAAUAGAUACAACUUCUUCUAGUACUAAUAAUUGGCGAAUUGGCUUGACAACUCCUACUCAAUCGUCGUUUGCUGAAAAUAUGGUAUCGACAAGUUUGAUGCCUCUUGACUCGGAUUCAUAUCCUAUUAUGGCCGAACAAACAAGUUCAGCCAAUAAUAAUAGUAAAAAUAAUAACUUUGAAAGUGCUGACGGUUAG
Molecule: messenger RNA, 282 nt
Organism: Dracunculus medinensis (Guinea worm)
Lineage: Eukaryota; Metazoa; Nematoda; Chromadorea; Rhabditida; Dracunculidae
Source: the annotation of a GenBank genome assembly